This is a messenger RNA of Pocillopora meandrina, 2259 nucleotides long. The record is from the annotation of a GenBank genome assembly. Lineage: Eukaryota; Metazoa; Cnidaria; Anthozoa; Scleractinia; Pocilloporidae.
AGUGCCCCUCCUCUGAGCAACUUCCCUGACUUGUCACGACAUCACAACUGGAUGGCAAAAUGCCUUACACCUGAAAUUUAUGAGCGACUGUGUGGCAAGAAAACCCCGAGCGGAUUUACUUUGGACAUGGCGAUUCAGACGGGUGUUGAUAACCCUGGCCAUCCCUUCAUUAUGACGGUCGGUUGCGUCGCCGGAGAUGAGGAGUCGUAUGAAGUCUUUGCGGAUCUUUUUGACCCUGUGAUCGAGAAGCGACACGGCGGCUACAAGAAAACAGAUCGCCACAAAACCGACUUGAAUCCUGCCAAUCUGAUUGGCGGACAACUUGAUGAGAAGUACGUCCUAUCGUCUCGCGUAAGGACUGGGCGCAGCAUUAAAAAUUUAGGUCUGCCGCCCCAUUGUACAAGAGCUGAGCGACGCAAAGUGGAAUCUCUCGUUACCGAAGCUUUGGAUUCGCUCGAUGGCGAAUUCAAAGGGAAGUAUUACCCACUGGCAAAGAUGACAGAUGAGGAACAAGAGCAGCUCAUAGCGGACCACUUCUUGUUUGACAAGCCUGUGUCUCCUCUUCUGCUUGCAUCCCGAAUGGCGCGGGAUUGGCCAGACGCCCGUGGGAUCUGGCACAAUGAGAAAAAGAACUUUCUUAUCUGGGUCAACGAGGAAGACCACACUAGAGUCAUUUCGAUGGAGAAAAGCGGAAAUAUGAAGGGUGUUUUCGAGCGCUUCUGCACUGGACUGAACAAAGUUGAAGACGCUAUUAAGGCUAAGGGGUACGGUUUUAUGUGGAACGAGCAUCUGGGCUACAUUUUAACAUGUCCAUCUAAUCUUGGCACAGGACUGAGGGGAGGGGUACACUUAAAAAUCCCACUUCUUAGUCAAAAGCAAGAGUUCGUCAGCAUCCUGGAGAAACUUCGCCUUCAGAAGCGUGGCGUCGGUGGGGUGGACACGGCAGCAGUCGGAGGAACGUACGACAUUUCCAACGCAGACCGAUUGGGAUCUUCUGAAGUGGAGCAGGUGCAGUGUGUUGUGGAUGGAGUCCGUCUGUUAAUUGAGAUGGAGAAAUGCCUCGAGGCUGGAAAUCCUAUAACCAGCCUGUAUCAAGAGCUUAUGUCUGGUAAACGCGCCAGAGACAUUGCUGACCAAGUUGAGGGUGAAGGAAGUGAAAGGGAGAAGAUAAGUAACUUCCCUGAUCUCUCAACGCAUAACAACUGGAUGUCCAGGUGUCUAACAAAAGAAAUUUACGACCGACUCUGCGUUCUCAAAACACCCUCUGGUUAUACCCUAGACCAAGCCAUACAAACAGGUGUGGAUAACCCUGGUCAUCCGUACAUCAUGACCGUGGGCUGUGUGGCUGGCGACGAAGAAACUUACGAUGUAUUCGCAGAUUUGUUUGACCCAGUGAUAGAGGGGCGCCAUAAUGGAUACAGCAAAGAUGCCCUUCAUAAGACAGAUCUGAAUCCUGACAAUCUUACUGGAGGAGAGGAUCUGGACGAGGAAUUUGUGCUCUCCUGCCGGGUGAGGACUGGACGCAGUAUCCGGGGUCUGACACUGCCACCUCACUGCACCCGCGCAGAACGACGGGAGAUUGAGAGGAUCGUGGUGGAAGCGUUGGACUCCCUGAAAGGAGAUUUACAAGGAAAGUAUUACCCCCUGAACAAAAUGACCCCAGAGGAGCAAGAUCAGUUGAUAGAGGAUCAUUUCCUAUUUGAUAAGCCAGUUUCACCUUUGCUGCUGUCUUCUAGGAUGGCUCGCGAUUGGCCCGAUGCCCGCGGGAUCUGGCAUAAUGAUGAGAAGACCGUGUUAGUGUGGGUAAACGAGGAAGAUCACACUCGCGUCAUAUCUAUGCAAAAAGGCGGGAACAUGCGAGAAGUCUUCACUCGCUUUUGUAAAAGUCUUAAAGAGAUCGAGGAUGCUAUGAAAAAUAAAGGCAAAGAGUUUAUGUGGAAUGAACAUCUCGGCUUUGUGCUCACGUGUCCUUCCAAUCUCGGCACGGGCCUGCGCGCUGGCGUGCAUGUCAAGCUUCCAUGGUUAGCGAAAGACGCACGCUUUGGAGAUAUCUUGAAUAAGCUGCGACUUCAGAAGCGUGGCACUGGAGGAGUGGACACCGCCUCUACUGACGGCACAUUUGACGUGUCAAACUUGGACCGUCUGGGGUUCUCUGAGGUGGAACUUGUUCAGAAAGUCGUCGAUGGCGUCAAGCUUCUCGUUGAGAUGGAAAAGCGACUCAUGGAUGGGAAAUCUAUGGACGAUUUGCUUCCAGAAUAA